AGCAGGUCAGCUGGGAUCCUGCAGCAGUGGACACGCCUCUGUGCGUCGUGCGUAAAGUGCGUAAAGUGCGUCCUGCAGCGGAUCCAAACUUUUUUUUGACCUAAUUUCACGACUUCUAAAUCAUCCAACAUCAAUUGCUUUAGCUUUUUAGUCGAGUAAAUGCAGCGAUGACGCGAGAGGAAGAUCUCAUCCGGAUUGCAAAAAGACUGGACAAGAUGGUGUCUCAGAAUAACACGGAGAGCGCCAUGGACGUGCUGAGGGAACUGAAAGGUUUCAAUAUGACACUCAAACUUCUCCAGGAAACGAGGAUCGGCAUGUCUGUGAACGGUAUCAGGAAGCACUGCACAGAUGAGGAAGUCAUUGCCUUGGCAAAGGUUCUCAUUAAAGACUGGAAAAGACUUCUGGACGCUGAGAAAUCAUCUGAAACGAAGAACGGUUUGGACUGCGGCAAAACAGCAGUGUCUCCGAACAGCUCCCCCUCUGAGACACAGAGCAGUCACAGGAAAAUUGACGUCAAACUGAAGCACGACUCAGAUCCCGACAAAAAACCCCCCGAUAAACUCAGAAAAGAAAAACAUAACGAAGAACACAAAAAGAGACACACGGAUGACCCCGGCGAUGAAAAGCACCUGGUGGAGGAGCCCCAAAAUGAGAAACAUCACCAAGAAAUCAGAAAAGAGAAGCAUGUCGAAGAACCCAAAAAACAAAGACAUGCAGAGGAUGCCCAAAUGGAAAUAGAUAACAGGAAACAGAAGCAAGACCGGCAGAUUGAGAGACACAAGCCAGAACCAAGGAAAGAAAGGCCGUUUGGAGAACCGAAGAAGAUGAGACAUGUGGAAGAAGUCAAAAAGGAAAAACACCCAGAGGAGCCCAAGAAGCAGAGCUACACAGAUGACAUGAAGAAGGACAAACACAGAGAGGAAAGCAGACACAAGAGGCCGAUAAGCUCACCGCAACGAGAGAGGCCUCCGAGUGAACCCCAGAGAGAGAAACCUGCUGUUCACAGCAGACCUAUAUUUGAAAGGAGAGGAGUGAUGGACAGCAGUGUUCUGUAUCCCACCCGGUUCCCCUCUCCUCGACCUGCUCGGCCUCCUCGGCCUCCUCUCCCGAUCAGACGCCCCUCUGUGGACCUGAAAAAAGACAGGAAGGACGGUAAAGACUCUUCCUCCCGACCUCCUCGUCCUCAAGCUCCUCAACCCGCCUCUCCGCCGCCCAAGCGACCUGCACUGGAAGUGAAGAAAGAGAGGAAAGUUCCACCAGAUCCAAAUGCUCCAAUUGCUCCUCUUCCAUUUCACCUUCAUCCUCCUCCACCCAGAAAAGAGCCUCCUGAUCCCAACGCUCCUCUUCCUUCACUUCCUCUUCACCUUCACCCACCGCCUCCUCCCUCGAAGCGUCCCUCACUGGAAGUGAAAAAGGAGAGGAAAGAGUCGUCAGACUCUAAACCUCCUCCACAGAAGAAGACGCCAGAUCCCGUGAAGAAAGACAGGAAAGACUCGUCAGAUAGCAAAGUGCCAAAAAAACACUCGGAUGAAACCAAGAGAGAAAGGAAAGAUUCAUCUGACUCUAAACCGCCACUUCCCAAAAAGCCCAGUUUGGAUAUCAAAAAAGAAAAACAAAGGAAGGACUCCUGCGACUCGAAGCCUAGCCAGCCUGUGAAACGUCAAUCAUCUGACUCCAAACCUGACAGGCGGGAAUCCACCGAUUCAAAGAAAAGCAGCUCUCCACCAGCAAAGAAGCUAACAGUUGAAAGAAGAGAGUCUCACGGAUCCAAGACUUCUCAGCCUGGACCUCCACAGAGGAAGCCCUCUACUGACAGCAUUGAAAGGAAGGGCAAAAUUGACACCCCUAAAACUCCCACCACCCCGACCAGCCCCAUGUCACCCAGCUUCAGCUCUGCCGGGGGUCCGCUGCCUCCUCACCUUGCUACCGGAGACUCCGUCAGAGACAAGUGCAUUGACUUGCUGACAGCCGCCCUGCGCACAAACAACGACUACAAGGAUUUUGAAACCAACUGUGAAAGCAUGGCUGCAGAGAUUGAAGAUCAUAUCUACCAGGAGACAAAGGCCACUGAUAUGAAAUACAAAAACAGAGUCCGCAGCCGCAUCAGCAACCUGAAGGACCCGAAGAACCCCGGUCUUCGCAGAAACGUCCUGGCAGGAAGCAUCGACUUGGGCCGCAUCGCCAGCAUGUCUGCUGAGGAGAUGGCCAGCGACGAGCUGAAACAGCUGAGGAACGUUCUCACCCAGGAGGCCAUCAGGGAGCACCAAAUGGCCAAAACUGGUGGCACCUCCACCGACCUGCUGCAGUGCGGCAAGUGCAAGAAGAGGAACUGCACCUACAACCAGGUGCAGACCCGCAGUGCUGAUGAGCCAAUGACCACAUUUGUUCUGUGUAAUGAGUGCGGUAACCGCUGGAAGUUCUGCUGAAGCCUUCCAGGUGAAACAACCUUUUAUUUUCUGAGCAUAUUGAACUUCAUUAUUUUCUAUAAUGGGAGGGGAGGGAGUUUAUAAAUUAUUGCAGCUGGUGAUUUUCAUAGAUAAUAGUGUUCUUACGAUUUUUACUUGACAUUUUGAAAUUUGUAAGCAUGUGCUAAUAAUAAGGGUGCUUUAUGUGAAAGACUGAGCAUGAACGUCAGUCUGACUACUGUUAACACAUCAAUAAUGAUCAUGGUUAUCCAGUUAAUAUGCUAUGUUAUAUUACACCUGUUAAAAUGCAUAAAUCAUCAGUAUGAUGGCUUUUUAAACUUGCGUUUAAUAAAAAAAUUUGACAAUCAA
Sebastes umbrosus (honeycomb rockfish) is the source of this 2774-nucleotide messenger RNA. It is a transcript of the gene tcea3, whose product is annotated as transcription elongation factor A (SII), 3. The transcript is spliced from 21 exons. The record is from RefSeq and is a predicted model, not a curated record. The coding region runs from base 168 to 2426 and encodes 752 amino acids. Gene Ontology annotation, molecular function: nucleic acid binding; zinc ion binding. Lineage: Eukaryota; Metazoa; Chordata; Actinopteri; Perciformes; Sebastidae. Gene Ontology annotation, cellular component: nucleus. Gene Ontology annotation, biological process: DNA-templated transcription; transcription elongation by RNA polymerase II.